Molecule: messenger RNA, 543 nt
Organism: Oryza brachyantha (malo sina)
Lineage: Eukaryota; Viridiplantae; Streptophyta; Magnoliopsida; Poales; Poaceae
Product: pathogenesis-related protein PRB1-3-like
Exons: 1
Coding region: 1-543 (180 amino acids)
Cellular component (GO): extracellular region
Source: RefSeq, a predicted model, not a curated record
AUGCAAAUGGCCAUGGCCGCGUGGUCGUCAAGCAGCUCUGUAGCCCUCUUGCUGUUAUUAGCUGCAUCACUUGCGCUGGCCAUGCCGCCGCCGUGCAGGGCGCAGCAGGAGUUGCCGGAGGACUACUAUGUGUACCCACACAACGCGACGAGGGCCCUCGUGGGCGUGCCGGCGGUGACAUGGAACGCCACGGUGGCGGAGUACGCGCAGAGCUACGCGGCGGAGCUGAUCAAAGACGGCGGCUGCGAGCUCCAGUCCUCGGGCACCAUACUCUACGGGGAGAACAUGUACUUCAGCUCCGACGCCGGCUCGACGGCGGCCGACGCCGUGGCGUCGUGGGCGUCGGAGGAGCAGUGGUACGACCACGACACCAACAGCUGCUCGGCGCCGGAGGGGAACACGUGCGGCCACUACACGCAGGUGGUGUGGCUCAACUCGACGGACAUCGGCUGCGCCACCGUCGUCUGCGACGGCGGCCGCGGCGUCAUCAUCACCUGCAACUACUGGCGGCGAGGAAACGUGGCCGGCGAAUCCCCGUACUAA